Molecule: messenger RNA, 2847 nt
Organism: Adineta steineri
Lineage: Eukaryota; Metazoa; Rotifera; Eurotatoria; Adinetida; Adinetidae
Source: the annotation of a GenBank genome assembly
AUGAAAUCAGUACGUUGGCAUACACUACAUAUCAAACAAGGUAUUGCAUCUUUUGCUCAAGAACGUAUUUUUCUUGAUGAAGAAAUGCGUUUUUCUAAUAAAACUGCUAUCUACAAUGAAUUGAUUGCUUUAGAAAUUAUUCAAGGUUCAAUAUCAAUAGGUCGUCUGUUAGAAGCUAUUGAAUAUAUUUUAAAUAAACAUAAAAUAUUACAUACAUUUCUUACUUUCAACAAUGAUAAUGGUAUUCUUGAACAACAUAUUGGUGAUAAACAUCAUAUAUUUCAACUUGUUCUCAAUCAAACAUUUAAAAAUGAAAAUGAACUUCAAGAUAUUCUCUAUCAAACAAUUAUUAAUCCUAAUUUAUUUGAUUUAUCCACUGGUCGUGUUUUUCAUUGUGAAGUACUUCGACAAGAACUCAUAUCUAAUAAUGAUAAUAGAUUCAUUACAGAUUCUGAUAUUCUUCUUAUAGCAUUUCAUCAUGCUGCAACAGAUCGAUCAGCUUAUCAACUUUUUCUAAAUGAUCUUUGCUUUGCUUAUAAUACAAAUGUAAAAUGGACAAUUGAUGAGGACUUAUUACAAUAUAUUGAUUAUUCUGUUCAUGAACGUUUAAUUGAUAUGACACCAUCACGUGAUUUUUGGCUUCUAGAAUUGAAAGACUUUGAUUUUGAACAUCGAUUAUCAUUAUCGAUUGAUCUACAUUGUUUAUCUAACGAUCAACGAUCUGGUUUUGCUUCAAUUGCUCAGAUUUCUUUUGAUAAAAAUAUUUCGAAAUCAUUUCUUAAUUAUGUUUCUACACAUCAAACUACUCCAUUUCAAUUAGGUCUGAGUAUAUUAUAUGCUUUUCUUUUCAAAUUAACGCAUGGCGAAAAUGAUUUAUGCAUUUCUUUUCUUAAUGCUAAUCGAUACAGAAGUCAAUUACAAAAUAUGAUGGGAAUGUUCGUCUCAGCACUUCCAUGUCGUAUGAAGAUUAAUUCUCAUUUGUCGUUUGAUGAACUUGUUAAAUGUGUACAAGAAAAAUGUAUAUCAAUUCUUGAACAUUCUCAUUAUCCACUACAAAAUAUUCUAACUGAUAUUAAUGCUCAUCAAUCUAAUGUUUCUUUUCCUCAAACAGUAUUUGAUUUUAUUACUCGAUCUCCUGAUAUUGAUCAAUUAUCUUUCGAUGAUUUCGAUUUAAAACCAAUUGAAUUAAAACAAUCCAUUGAAAUUGCUAAAUUUGAUUUUGCAUUAACAUUUAUUUAUAAUCCAAUGUUAAAUGAUGAGAUGUUAUCAUGUCGUUUUGUUUGUUCACAUGAUCUAUUCGAAGAUAUGACAGUUACAAAAAUUGCUCGACGAUUUCAAUAUCUUAUUGAACAACUAUUUUCAAUGGAUUCUAAUAUUAAUCAAACUGAUAUUCUUGUUGUACCUAUUACUAAACUUACACCAGCAUCAUAUGCUCAAGCACGUAUUUGGCUUGAUGAACGAAUUCGUUUUAAUUCACAAAAUUCACAAGUUGCCAUAUAUAAUAUGCCUUUUCUUCAUCGACUUUCAUCAGGUGGUACUCUAUCAAUAUCUAAACUUCGUCAAGCUUUACAACAUGUUCUUAUAAAACAUUCUGCUCUUCGUACAUCACUCUAUUUCGAUACAAAUAAAAAUAUAUUAAUGCAAAAGAUUAUUGAUCAUACUGAUAAUAAAGAAUUAUUUACAUUUAUUGAAAGUACUUUCGAAACAGAUGAAGAUCUCAAUAAAAUUAUGCAUAAUGAACGUGGUAAUCCAAAUAAUUUUAAUCUAUUAACUGAUGUUGUUUGUCGAUGUCAUGUUGUUUAUUAUAAAAACAUUUCUCAAAAAGGAAUCAUUUUUGAAAAAGAUGUACUAAUCUUUAAUUUUCAUCAUGCUCUAUCUGAUUUUCCAUCAAUGAAAAUGUUUCGUCAAGAUCUUGAUUAUGCUGUGACUGAACAACAAAUGCCGAUGACAGCUGCCAAUGCUUUUUGGCUGGAUGCUCUUCGUGAUUGUAAAAUAGAUCGACCUUUACAAUUACCAUUUGAUCGACAUCGUGUUUCUGACGAACAUCGUACAGGUCGUGGAACUUCAAUUUCAUUUCAAUUUGAUAACGAUUUUACAAAAGCAUUUCUAACUUAUGCAUCAACAUAUAAUAUUAAACUUGAAUAUUUAGUACUUGCUUCUUAUUAUACAUUCUUAUUUAAAUUAGCCAAUAAUGAAAAUGAUAUAUGUAUUCUUAUGAAUAAUCAUGAUCGUUCGAAACCUGAAUUAAUGUCAAUUAUCGGAAUGUUUGUUAAUGCACUUCCAAUGCGAUGUCAAAUUAAUUCUAAUCAUUCAUUUGAUGAAUUUGUACAACAUGUAGAUACAAGAGCAACACAAACAUUCGAACAUUCUUAUUUUCCUCUUCAACGUAUUCUUGCUCAACAUCCACAUGUUUCUCGUCCUACAUUUCUUGAUGUAUUCUUUGGAUUUGUUUCUUUUCCAACUGAACAUAAUCAUGAUGAAGUGACAGUAGGUGGUGUUCCUAUUUAUACUAUGCCUUAUUCAAUUCAAAUAAGUACAUAUGAAACUGCAAGUAAAUUUGAUUUUUCUAUAAAUAUUAUAUAUGAUACAAUAACUGAUCAUUGGUCAUGUUCAAUCGAGGCAUCUCUUGAUUUAUUCAAUCCAUCAACAAUAUAUAAAAUUGGACAACGAUUUCAAACUGUACUUCAACAACUUUUCACAUCAAAUUUACUAGAUCAAACUUAUCAGUCGAUUCAUGAAUCAUCAAGAAUAUUACCUAAUGAAAAGAUUCUUAUGGCAUCAAUGAAUAAUACUCAAACUUUAUUUUCUUCAUCUACUCAUUGUAUACAAUAUGAAAUUAUUAGAUGA